Messenger RNA from Colletotrichum aenigma, 1236 nucleotides. It is a transcript of the gene mtr-14, whose product is annotated as N amino acid transport system protein. Gene Ontology annotation, cellular component: vacuolar membrane. The record is from RefSeq and is a predicted model, not a curated record. Gene Ontology annotation, biological process: amino acid transmembrane transport. Lineage: Eukaryota; Fungi; Ascomycota; Sordariomycetes; Glomerellales; Glomerellaceae. The coding region runs from base 1 to 1236 and encodes 411 amino acids. The transcript has 6 exons. Gene Ontology annotation, molecular function: amino acid transmembrane transporter activity.
AUGACGAAAGACGUGAAGCGAUCGUCGACCGACAUCCACGGCAAUCCUGAGGAUUUGCGCGUCGGAUGGUUUGGAACUUCAUGCUUGAUGAUGAAGACUCAGAUUGGUCUUGGGGUCUUGUCAUUCCCGGCCGUCUUCGACACAUUGGGACUGAUCCCCGGGGCAAUUAUACUCUGCACCAUUGCAGGCAUCACUACUUGGUCGAACUACAUCGUGGCAGUGUUCAAAGUCAACCAUCGCAGUGUUUAUGGUGUCGAUGACGCCGGGCAGCUGAUGUUUGGUCGUAUCGGAAAAGAACUGUUCGCUGUCGCGUUUAUGGGCCAAUACGUGAUGACGGCUGGCUCAGCGAUGCUGAGUCUUUCGAUCAGUCUAAACGCCCUCUCGGACCACGGCGCUUGCACCGCCGUCUUCUUCGCCGUUGCAUUUGUUCUGAUCUCCAUCUUGGCGAGCAUUCGCACCCUCGGUCGCAUCACCUGGCUCGCGAUAGUUGGCGUGGUUUGCAUGAUUACUGCAGUGUUAACCGUGACCAUCGCCGCCGUCUCGGCCGUGUCGACGCUCAUUUUUGCGUAUGCCGGCACAGGUGCCUUCUUUCCUAUUGUAUCUGAGAUGAGAGACCCCAAUCUCUAUCCUCGGGCGUUAGCACUUUGUCAGACAGUCGUUACCAUCAUAUUCCUGACUGUUGGCAUCGUCGUGUAUUACUAUUGUGGAUCCUAUGUCGCCUCGCCUGCCCUUGGAUCUGCUGGUGUGACUAUCAAGAAGGUUUCAAAUGGUAUAGCUUUCCCCGGACUGCUUGUCAGUGGUGUACUUCUGGCUCAUGUAUCGAGCAAAUAUCUGUUCGUCCGCUUUCUGCGCAAUUCGAAGCACCUCGCGUCCAACUCAUUUGUGCAUUGGGCCACAUGGCUAGGCUGCAACUUUGGUGUCUGCCUCCUGGCUUAUAUCCUCGCGAGUGCAAUCCCCGUCUUCAACGGCAUUGUCUCUCUUUCCGGAGCGCUCUUUGGCACGCUGCUAUCAUUUCAACCUAUGGGAUGUAUGUGGCUCUACGACAACUGGGCUCGUAAAGAGAACCCUACUAUACGCUGGCGUCUUAUGGUUGCUUGGAGUGUCUUUGUAAUAGUGGCUGGCACCUUUAUGAUGAUCGCUGGCACGUAUGGCGCCGUUGUGGGCAUUGUCGAUUCUUACAAAGCUGAUGGAGGCUCAUCUGCUUGGUCGUGCGCGGACAAUUCCAACUCUAGCUAG